UGUGGGAAGGGAUUCACUCAGACAGCGAGCCUACUGAGACACCAGCGAGUUCACACAGGGGAGAAGCUGUUCACCUGCUCAGAACGUGGGAAGGGAUUCACUCGGUCAUCUGAUCCGCUGGCACACCAGCGAGUUCACACUGGAGAGAGGCCAUUCACCUGCUCAGACUGUGGGAAGGGAUUCACUUGCUCAUCUCAACUGAAGGUACAUCAGCGAGUUCACACUGGAGAGAGGCCAUUCACUUGCUCAGACUGUGGGAAGACCUUCACUCAAUCAUCCAACCUACAGAUGCACCAGCGAAUUCACACAGGGGAGAGGCCGUUCACCUGCUCUGACUGUGGGAAGGGAUUCAUUCAGGCAGCUAGCCUACUGAAACACCAGCGAGUUCACACUGGGGAGAAGCCAUUCACCUGCUCAGAAUGUGGGAAAGGAUUCACUCGGUCAUCUGAUCUGCUGGCACACCAGCGAGUUCACACUGGGGAGAGGCUGUUCACCCACUCAGAACGUGGGAAGGGAUCCUCUCAGUCAUCUGAUCCGCUGGCACACCAGCGGGUUCACACGGGAGAGAGGCCAUUCACCUGCUCAGACUGUGGGAAGGGAUUCACUUGCUCAUCUCAACUGAAGGUACAUCAGCGAGUUCACACUGGAGAGAGGCCUUUCACUUGCUCAGACUGUGGGAAGACCUUCACUCAAUCAUCCAACCUUCAGAUGCACCAGCGAAUUCACACUGGGGAGAAGCCAUUCACCUGUCCAGACUGUGGGAAGGGAUUCACUCAGGCAGCUAGCCUACUAAAACACCAGCGAAUUCACACUGGGUAGUGGCGGUUCACGUGCUCAGAUAUUAGGAAGAGGUUCUCUCAGCCAAAUCAACCGAAUGUGCAUCAUUGAGUUCACACUGAGGAGAGGCCAUUCACCUGCUGUGAAUGUGGGAAGGGAUUCACUCAGUAAUCUAACCUUGUGACACACUACCGUGUUCACACUGGGGAGAAAGUUUCAAUAAGCUGCAUGUCGGAUAUUUGUCCAUUACCGUUGCUGAAUGCAAUUUCGAGAGUGACUGUCGGUGCUGAACUCUGCAAUUAUUGCUGCUGCUCACCACACCCAGUUCUGCACCCUGGUCACUGGGCACGGGAAGAGUUCCUUCUGCUGCAUAUUCACCUUUAAUGGGACUGGAGUUUAAUAUUCUGGAUCUGAGACAAAUAAAACAGUUCUAUUUUAAACUCUGUCUCCGGUACUUGAUGAAUUUAUAACACACCUAGUGUACAGUAGAGAGUCAACUCAGGCCGGCUGGACCCUGCCAGUGAUUCUGUUCCACGACAGUCCUUUAAAUCCUCUCACUCCCCAGCUCUUGCCCCAUCCCCACCCCUCACCUCUUUUCUCUGAC
This is a messenger RNA of Mobula hypostoma (lesser devil ray), 1381 nucleotides long. RefSeq names its product zinc finger protein 35-like. The transcript has a single exon. Gene Ontology annotation, biological process: regulation of transcription by RNA polymerase II. The record is from RefSeq and is a predicted model, not a curated record. Gene Ontology annotation, cellular component: chromatin; PcG protein complex; transcription regulator complex. Lineage: Eukaryota; Metazoa; Chordata; Chondrichthyes; Myliobatiformes; Myliobatidae. Gene Ontology annotation, molecular function: RNA polymerase II cis-regulatory region sequence-specific DNA binding; DNA-binding transcription factor activity, RNA polymerase II-specific. The annotation marks the transcript as partial.